Molecule: messenger RNA, 2901 nt
Organism: Babesia bigemina
Lineage: Eukaryota; Apicomplexa; Aconoidasida; Piroplasmida; Babesiidae
Product: MAC/perforin domain containing protein, putative
Exons: 1
Coding region: 1-2901 (966 amino acids)
Source: RefSeq, a predicted model, not a curated record
AUGCCGUCAGCGAAACCUGACUCACGUAAGCACAAGGCACAAACUGAAGCACAAAAAGACCCAUUGGAAAGCCUAUUGGCGCCAAGUGGGAGCUCGCAAAAUGCAGACGAUCAUAUUGAAACGCAACAUACUGACCAAGAAGUGCGGCCUCAUGACUCUAAGCAUCACCAGGCAGAAAAUUCUGACCAUGAGGGCUCUGAUGAUCUUUUCGACAUUACAGAUGAUGAUUAUGAUCACAAAAGUACGGAAGCCGGUGAUGAAGAGGAAGACGAGGAAGUUACAAGACUUACGGGUCCGAGUGCCCACGGAAAGGAUAAGGAUGUAGCGGGUGAGGAUUCAAUGGAUGAUAUGAUGGAAGAUUUAACUGACACGCAUGACGGGGCCACCGGUAUCCAUGAUGAGGAUUUAGACGGCCUUUCCACCGAUGGAACGGAAGAAAAUGAUGCCUCUGAGUCUGACGACAGGAAACUUCCAGGAGAGGUGACUGAGAGCCUCAUCAAACCCCUUGAUCACCAGCACGAAGUGAACGGGAAAACAACGGAUUCCGACGAUGAAGAUACACUUGUAGACGAAGUCGUGCCGAAACCAAAAGCUGAAACUAAAAAGCAAAUGAAAGAUUUCACACUCGAAGAUCUUGUUGCCGACAUGUCAAACGGCAAAAAAAUGCCAAAACGAAUGAAAAGACUGCAAAAAAAAGAUACCAACAGGGAUACAGCCGAAGAUGCAUUAACUAAGGAAAUUGAAGAAAUGGAUCUAGAAAAAAAACCCAAAGACGAUCUUGAGAGUCUUGAUUUGGAAUCACUUGAAGACAAAGAGAAAAACACUGACGACAGCGUGUCUUCUGCAGACAAUGGGGACGACGAAGAAUCCCUGCCAAUGCAUAUAGACGCUAAUGAAGAGGUUAACGCAGCGGACGAAUUCGAUAACAAAGCUGAUGAAGAUUUCCUGAGUGGGAUACAGCCGGAGUUCAACCGCAUCAACGAAGAGAGCAGAAUGACAAAGCGGAAGGCAAUCAAACGAACAAAUAGAACGCAGUUUAAGCCGCAGAUUGAGCUUGAAGAUGAUGGAACUAUUAACGCUGGGCUCGCGGCGGCCAUAAGGUAUCUCGGAUCCGGCUAUGACAUUGUGUUCGGUAACCCGCUGGGAGACCCGGUCAUUAUGGUAGAUCCUGGAUACAGAGAUCCGGUGCUCAAAUUGGACUGGACCGAAGACUAUCACAACCACGAUGGAGCAAACCUGAAAGAACCUCGCGGUGGCUGGAUCAGGCCGGAACUGUCCUGCAGACAAGCAGAGACGGUAGACCACGUGAACACAAUAGAAGACUACAAGAAGGAGCUUUCGGUCGAUGCCAAGAUAUCCGCCGAUAUUCCCUUCUACUUCGGUUUCAGUGCCUCGGGAGGAUACAAGACUUUUGUCAAAACGCUGUCUACAAACACGACCAAGAACUACAUCCUCAAAACGUACUGCCUCAGAUACGUCGCGGGCAUCCAGGAUUUCAAAAGCGUACAGCCAAUGCCAUCAUUCAAAAACGACGUGGAAGAGUUGCCCGAGAAGUUCGACUCGGAAUCCUGCACCAUGGAAAUAUACCGCAAUGACGAGGACGACAAAAAAUGCGUUGACUCGGUCCACCCGUGGAUAAAGUUUUUCAAGAAGUACGGAACACACUACACAACCGUAAUUCAUCUCGGUGGAAAAGUCACCAACCAAAUCCAAAUGAAGAAAACCGAUGUCGCUGCCAUUCAGAAGCACGGAUACAACAUCGACAGCUACAUCAAGGCAAACUCGGGCAUACCCUUCCUCAAUCUUGGGCAGGCAUCAUUCAACUCCGCCGGUGACAUGAGUUCGGACAGCAAGAAAAACAGCUUCAAGACUGAAAGGUCCAUCAUCGUCAUAGGAGGUGACGUGCCCACGGAUGGUACCGACAAGGUCAGCAUGCAAGAAUGGACAAGAAGCCUUUACCGAAAGCCGAUGCCCAUAAAGGUCAAUCUAGACAGCAUCAAAACACUUAUUGAGGAUAAGGAAAAGAGGGCCACGUUCGACGUCGCCCUGAAGUACUACUCGGAAUUGUACGGUAUUUCCCCAGACGAAAUAUACGCAGCUAAUGGUGUCAAAAACGGCAUCGCAACUAUGGCUAUGGGUGGCCAGGUUGUUACGUACGAGGGGUACACUGCGGGAAGUGCUGUCUGCCCUGACAACAAUGUGAUCAUGAUGGGAUUUGCCCUCACCGUUACCCGCAAAAGGAAACUUGUUUUCAACGACUCCUAUUUCGUGACCUCUAUCGCGCCGUGUCCGGUAGGAAAAGAGAAGUGCAUUGCCUCGGGGUCGGAUCCAAAUUCGGAAGUCAGGGUGUGGAUUCUCUGUGGAAAGGAGCCCAUUCCGUUACUCAUUCAGGAAACCGCCGUCUCCUCAAACGCGACGGCAGUAGCGUCGUGUCCAGCUGAUUACACUAUUGCAUUCGGAUUCGGCAUAUCCAUCCCCAAGGGCUUGAGGAUCACCAACGCAGACAGCUAUGCCUGCAGAUCCGGACAGAGCUCCUGCACCCACACCUCCAGUAACAAAUCGUACAAUGCAGUUUGGAUCGCUUGUGUGGAAAAGAACGCUCCUGAAUUGAGCAACAUCACCAGCCACGCAGUGGUCUCCGCGACCUCCGCUUGUCCCACACAGUCUCAUACGUCGUAUGUGGACAACAAAUGCCCCCAGAACUCCAAACUAAUCACUUCGUGGAAGAUCAACGUCACGAAAAAGGAAGACAGACAGGAACAGCUUUUGGACAACUGCUCCAAGGAGUGGAACGGAUGCAAGGUCGACAAUCAUUUCAAGCGGUCUGAGGACACAUGCAAGGCGCAAUACUCGUGGAUAGCCUGCUACACUCCUCCACAAUUUCUGAAAGACAGAGAGUGA